AUGCCUCUUUUUGGUAAAUCUCAGAAGAGCCCAGCGGAGUUAGUGCGAUCAUUAAAAGAUGCGGUUACAGCUUUAGAAAGAGGCGAUAAGAAAGCUGAAAAAGCGCAAGAAGAUGUGAGCAAAAAUUUGGUGUUAAUCAAAAAUAUGCUCUAUGGGACAUCUGAUGCCGAGCCGCAAACUGACAUCAUUGUAGCUCAACUCGCCCAGGAGUUAUACAACACUAACUUGCUCCUUCUUCUGAUUCAAAAUUUAAACCGCAUCGACUUUGAAGGAAAAAAAGAUGUUGCCCAAGUGUUCAAUAAUGUUUUGAGGCGUCAAAUCGGAACUCGUUCCCCCACGGUCGAGUACAUAUGUACAAAGCCUGAGAUUUUGUUCACUUUAAUGUCCGGCUAUGAACAUCAAGAGAUAGCUUCCAACUGUGGUACAAUGCUGAGGGAGUGCGCGAGAUACGAAGCACUGGCUAAGAUAAUGUUAUAUUCAGAUGAUUUUUACAAUUUCUUCCGUUACGUAGAGGUUUCCACUUUUGAUAUCGCCUCCGAUGCCUUUUCUACAUUUAAGGAAUUAUUAACUCGGCAUAAAAUAUUGUGUGCCGAGUUUUUAGAAGCAAAUUAUGACAAGGUGUUCAGUCACUACCAAAGGCUUUUGAAUUCUGAAAACUAUGUAACCCGACGGCAGAGUCUUAAGCUGCUCGGGGAAUUGUUAUUAGAUCGGCAUAACUUUUCUAUAAUGACACGCUACAUCACCAACCCCGAUAACCUCAAGUUAAUGAUGAACAUGCUUAAAGAGAAAUCACGUAAUAUACAAUUUGAAGCUUUCCAUGUAUUUAAGGUGUUUGUUGCUAAUCCUAAUAAACCGAAGCCAAUAUUGGAUAUACUUCUAAGAAACCAGGACAAGUUGGUCGACUUCCUCACCAAGUUCCACACGGAUCGUUCGGAGGACGAACAGUUCAACGACGAAAAGGCUUAUUUAAUAAAGCAAAUCAAAGAGCUUAAGCCAUUAGAACACUAA
Danaus chrysippus (African queen) is the source of this 1008-nucleotide messenger RNA. NCBI's taxonomy places the organism in Eukaryota, Metazoa, Arthropoda, Insecta, Lepidoptera, Nymphalidae. The record is from the annotation of a GenBank genome assembly.